Molecule: messenger RNA, 1467 nt
Organism: Melampsora larici-populina 98AG31
Lineage: Eukaryota; Fungi; Basidiomycota; Pucciniomycetes; Pucciniales; Melampsoraceae
Exons: 9
Coding region: 1-1467 (488 amino acids)
Source: RefSeq, a predicted model, not a curated record
AUGAUGGCAGCCAUACCUGAGACACGUUCGGUGACGGCGAGCGGAAACUUCGAUAAUCUGGCUCAGUUUCUCAGCUUCGAUGGGCCCAGUGAUCUUGUUCAUCCCAAAAUGACUUAUGAGCACCGCCUAUAUCACCCACGUCGCCACCCAGCGGAGCAUGUGUAUCACACGAGCUGCCGCCAUCGAUUUCGCCUACAGAGACGAACAACCAAAACGGUGGCGGCUGAAUCCUCAAUGAUCCAAGCAUCUUCAGAUGAAGGACAAGAAACGGUUGUGGACGAAUUGGUCAUCCAUCUAAGCGAUUCAGUCCAAGAGAUGUAUGCUGAGUGGGGAAUGUAUUGGGAAUUCCGCAUCCCUGUCAGCGACACCGAUGACCACCAUGAUCCAUACGUCACUUAUGGCCACAAAGAAUCUGGGUUCAUUAGUGAACACUUUGUCUCGUCGCGCAGCAACCCAGUCGAGUGGAAGACAAUCACUGUGGGAAACGUAAUGGACAUACAGAAGUUGCUUGCAGGAAAUCAUACUGUCGAGGACGCACUGGAAUUCACAGUAAAGUGGUCCCGACAAGAGCCAUCUUUGUCCGAGUUAGAUCAUACUCAGCGGGAGUUGGCUAAUCUGAAGAGACUGAUGGCGCGAACACACUGUACAUUGCUUACAACGUUCAGACAACCUUCGAUUGAUACCACUCGAUUAGUCUUUCGUUCAAAACGCAGCGGGACUCUCAAAUAUUUGUAUGUCCCAAGUCACAUACUCACACAAUUUGAAUACUUUCAACCAUUCUACCCAGGCCACUCGCUAGAAUAUUCUGAGACUCAACAUGUAGAUAAAGCCAAGCGUAAACGGGAUGAGGUAGAAAAACCUAGUGAAGGGCCAUACGGUGACGAUUCUGAUGACGAAUGGGAUAGUGAUUCAGAAGAUGUUGAACCCGAAAAGAAUAUUACUUUCAAAGCAACCAUUCAUGUCACGGGCACCUCUGAAGGUCACCAAUUUCAAGACCGAGUGAAAUUGCGCACUGUGCUUCAGCUUGCUAAUGUAUUAUUUUAUAUCAUAAUUAGAGCUCUUUACUUUGCACCCCUGCAAUAUGAAUACCAGCAAUACCGCAACAACCUGCGAAGUUCAGCCAUUGGUCGUUUGCCUAAAGAGCACUGUAUUCCGUGGCCCGAGUGGGCCGAAGAAAACUGCUACCCCCAAAGAGUUGUACCAGGUUUCAAAACUCUCACAAGCUCAAAGAGUAUGUACCGCCUCGCCGACAUGUUGAUCAUUCCCCAACUUAAACAUUUAUGCUACCAGCAUAUCAUCGACUCUCUACAACCGGACACCGUAUUAUCUGAACUCAAGAGCCCGGUUUUUAUGCAUCACGAGGAACUGCGUGUGGCAGCCUAUAAAUUCAUGCGCGGAAACUGGCAUUGUUUUGAUAGCUCAGAGAUUGCUCCUUUCAUUUUGGUUUCCCAACAUACAUAUUGCUAG